Messenger RNA from Etheostoma spectabile (orangethroat darter), 3194 nucleotides. RefSeq names its product leptin receptor overlapping transcript like 1 (gene leprotl1). Gene Ontology annotation, biological process: late endosome to vacuole transport via multivesicular body sorting pathway; negative regulation of growth hormone receptor signaling pathway. The record is from RefSeq and is a predicted model, not a curated record. The coding region runs from base 133 to 528 and encodes 131 amino acids. NCBI's taxonomy places the organism in Eukaryota, Metazoa, Chordata, Actinopteri, Perciformes, Percidae. Gene Ontology annotation, cellular component: endosome. The transcript has 4 exons.
CAUUUCUGGUAGCACUGGAAGGCAGCACGACAGGCAGGAUUGGAGGUUCGUUCGGACUCGGUCAAACUCGACAGCCGAAGAGGGGGGCACUGUUGUCAUUCGUCAGGGCUGUCGAGCUUUUGUCCAGGAGAAAUGGCUGGGAUUAAAGCUCUCAUCAGCCUGUCUUUUGGAGGGGCCAUUGGCCUCAUGUUCCUCAUGCUAGGAUGUGCCCUCCCUGUGUACGACAAAUACUGGCCUUUGUUCCUCCUCUUCUUCUACAUCCUCUCUCCCAUCCCUUACUGCAUCUCACGGCGGGUGGUCGACGACACAGACUCGGCCAGUAACGCCUGCAAAGAGCUGGCCAUCUUCCUCACGACGGGCAUCGUCAUCUCAGCCUUCGGCCUGCCCAUCAUCUUCGCAAGAGCUGAAGUAAUUGCCUGGGGGGCGUGUGCGCUCGUGCUAACGGGUAACAUAGUCAUCUUUGGGACCAUCCUGGGCUUCUUCAUGGUCUUUGGAUCCAACGACGACUUCAGUUGGCAGCAGUGGUAAAACAGCAGAGGGAGGGGGACCUUAGUCGGAACUGUUCUUAUUAGCGUUACAAUUAUUAUUAUGGUAUUACUGUUUGGUUCUUCUUGUUGUUGUUAUUUAUAUGAUGACUGCCCAUCCAUAGACUCACACCAAACCAGUGCAAUACUUUGUUUUUCUUCUUCUUUUUUUGUACCGCCUGCAUCAUAUUGAACUGACACAAGUGGGAUGGAAAAUGCUGACUUUCAGUUGGAUUUUUACUCCUUUUAGUUAUGCUCGUUUGACUUCUGUGUUUUAGAAUUUUUCUCAAUUUGUGUGUUUCAUUUUGAGCAUUGUAGGCUGAUGAACGCAACAUGAACUGCUUAUUUUAUGUGUGUAAAAACAUGUUACAAUUGAUCCAGUUGAAUGUGGAACAAGGCCUAAAAUGUCUUGGCUCCUUUCUUUAUUUAGUAGACACUCUGAAAAGCUCUGGAAGAAGCUUUCUCCACACUGACUGUACAGAUUGAGGUACAUUUCCAGGCAAAGUGCUGAGUUGAGUGUAAAUCAGCAGAAUUCUGAUCGUAGAUCUGCCCAUUCAAGCUCAGAUUUCACCACUCGGGAUGAGCAAAAGCUCUGUUUUCCAUUUGGCUCGAGUCUUAUUAGAUUGAAACUGUGUCUAUUUUUUCUCACAGAAGGUGAAAAUUUAGCUGAUAGCAUGCAGACUUUUAAUAAGCUUUCUGCUAAUGUAAUGCUACCAGCGCUAAGCUGUGAAAGUCUAGAAGAUCAGUGUGUGUUUGUGAAAGAACUGGGCUGUUACUGCCACCAACCCUUCUCAUCAUUCGAACCAUGUUAUUAAUCAUGUAUGUUUCUUUUUGGUUCCAUGUUGGAAAUAUGUAAUAUGUUAGCUCUUCAAUUUAUUUAAUGUCUGCAAUCCAAGAAAGUCAUUUACCAUCACUUAAAGUAAGGAGACGGUGUUCAUGAGAGGCAGAGUGUUUGUUUCCUCUCUGAACUUAGAGGCUAGGAUUUAUCCAAACACAGCAGAGAUCAAAUUAAACCGACUUGGGUGUCACCUAGAUGCAGGCUGCUUAUUCACUCUUAUUUAACCUCACUCUAAGGGUAAGCGCCGCCGUGUCAGGUCAAGAAAGCAUGACAAGCCUUUAGUAGUCGCCAGUUAGCGCAGGAUUACCUUGGCAAGGCCUGGUCAGUCACUAACAACCCCUAAGCUUUAAAAUGUGAUUCCUUCAAAAAAAAAUCUUAGUGUCAAUGUAUUUUUCUUUAGAAGCACAUUAGGUCCAGAUUUGGUCACAUUUUCUGGCACCAGCAUUUCCAUGAUAAAAAGUUAUUUUACACAGUUAUGUUUUAUGAUCUGUUUUGAAGUGUAUCUAUGUUCUCCGGCCUGCAUGAAGGAAAUAUGUGAAUUGGGUUGUGGAAUCUGUCGGCAGCUUACAGCCUGCAGUCAGUCAGGUGUGGCGCUCCUGUUUAACUGCAUUAGUGGUAGCUAAACAAGGAGUUUAGCAUCUGCUGCCUCGUAAAGCACUGGUGCGUUGAGUGUUGAAUGUUUCCUUUUUAGAUGUUGAUUUUAAUUCCGUUUUUCGGGGGUUUUGUGGAUGGUUCAGUUAGAAAAUGUGCCCUCUGGAAGAGCCAAAACACAUUUUUAAUUUUUUUAAUAAUUUAAAAAAACACAAAUUAUGUGUUAUAGGCCAACCCAGCAUGUACUUUUACCAUGGGUUUCCAUACACAGCCGAUUUCCAUUCAACAUCUAAGACAUGCUCUUAAGUAAAUUAACACUCAUAAUAUCCACACUUUCUGACCCACGUUCAGAAUCCCUUCUCCCACCAGAUUUUAAAAUCACACAUAUAAAAAAAGAAAAGAAAUAGUUUGGGGAAAAUGCUUGUUUGCUUUUCUUUUAUGAGUUAGAUUAAAGAUUGACACCACUCUUAUAUGUGUGUGCUAAUGGAGCUGUAGACGGGAUUAGCCUAUUUUAGCAUAAAGACUGGAAGUAGGGGGAGACAGCUCUUAAAUCACCUCUAAAAGUAAUUAUUGAACACAUUGUAUCUUGUUUUUUUAAUCUCUUUGCAAAUAUAGAAAAACUUGACAAAAUGACAUUGCUGGGUAGAUGGAUUUGUGUGCUUUCACUAUUAACUGUUGGAUAAACUGUGUUUAGAAAUAGUCAUAGCGCAUUUCUCCCUCUAAAACCACCAUUUGUCCUUUUUAUAUCUCUGUCUGUGUGAGGAUGAAACAAACAAGAUGCAACGUGUUAAUCAGUGAACUUUGUUGAUAGGUGUUUUUUUUUUUUUUUUAUUAUUAAUAUGGCUGCUUACACCUGCCUCCAGUCUUUAUGCUAAGCUAAUCACCUCCCGGUUACAGCCCAAUACUUAAAGCACAGCCAUUAGAAUAUCUGUCUUCUCAUCUAAGUCACAUUAACAGCUACAAUUUACAAAGACUAACAUAAAGUGAAAAUCACAAGUUGCCCACAGUAUUUCCUACAUCAGUUAAAAAAUACUAUGGGAAGAGAAAAGCAUUGGACAUCACCAGAGGGAAUCCACGGCUAAAAAUACAAAUUAACAUCUGGGUUUUAGCACAGGAAAUUGGUAUUACGAACAUUAACAUUUCUUUUGUCUGUCUCGUGACUCUUCCAGAGACCACAACCUCAGUGAAGGCACUGAUUGUAUUAAAAUCACCAUAAGAAUGACAGCGUUUUAGUUCCAGUU